Molecule: messenger RNA, 1110 nt
Organism: Oppiella nova
Lineage: Eukaryota; Metazoa; Arthropoda; Arachnida; Sarcoptiformes; Oppiidae
Source: the annotation of a GenBank genome assembly
AUGGGCAAAGACUACUACCAGGUCUUAGGGCUGUCGAAGUCGGCCACUGAGGAGGACGUGAAGAAGGCGUACAGACGACUGGCCCUUCAGUACCAUCCCGACAAGAAUAAGAGUGCCGGCGCUGAAGACAAGUUCAAAGACAUCGCAGAGGCCUAUGAAGUGCUAUCCGACAAGAAGAAGAGAGACAUUUACGACCAGUUCGGCGAAGAGGGCCUCAAAGGCCAGCCGAGUGGAGGGUCGGGAGGUCCUGGAGGGACGGGAGGUGGCGGAGGGCCUCACUAUUCGUACACAUUUCAUGGCGACCCGAGACAGACGUUCAGUCAGUUCUUCGGAACCGAUAACCCAUUCGAGAUGUUCUUCAAUAUGGGAGGACUAGGAGGUCAUGGAGGCGGUGGUGGCGGUGGUGGUAGCCAUCAGUUCCAGUCGAGCGGUGGCUUCGAUGCCAUGGAUGUGGACAACGAGAUGUUUGGCUUCAUGUCUGGCCAACAGUCUGGUCCGCGCCAGCAGUUUAUGUCUCACCAGUCGUUUGGAGGGACGGGUGGUUCGCCGCGUAAGUCACGGGCCAAACAGGACCCACCCAUAGAGCACCAGCUGAUGGUCACUCUGGAGGAGGUGCUGAAGGGCUGCACGAAGAAGAUGAAGAUCACCCGCAAAGUGGUGAACAGCGACGGCAGGGGUGUCCGCAAAGAGGACAAAGUGCUGACCAUUAGUGUGAAGCCCGGAUGGAAGGCCGGCACGAAGAUUACGUUCCAACGAGAGGGAGACCACAACUCGGGAUCCAUUCCCGCGGACAUCGUCUUCGUCAUCAAAGACAAACCGCACCCACAGUUCAGACGCGACGGCACAGACAUCUCAUAUACGGCCAAAAUAUCGCUGAAGGACGCCCUCUGCGGCACUCAACUCACUGUUCCCACCCUUACUGGCGAGAGACUACCGGUGCGCUUGAAUGAUGUGAUCAAACCUUCCACUGUUCACCGAAUCCGCGGUCACGGACUCCCUAUGCCUAAAGAGCCUCAACGAAGAGGUGAUCUGUUAAUCAAUUUCGAGAUUAAAUUUCCCGAAGUAUUGACGGAUUCGACGAAACAAAUACUGAGAGAUAUUUUGCCAUAA